This is a messenger RNA of Schistocerca piceifrons (Central American locust), 1116 nucleotides long. RefSeq names its product venom carboxylesterase-6-like. The coding region runs from base 1 to 1116 and encodes 371 amino acids. Lineage: Eukaryota; Metazoa; Arthropoda; Insecta; Orthoptera; Acrididae. The transcript is spliced from 7 exons. The record is from RefSeq and is a predicted model, not a curated record.
AUGGGGCACAAAGUAGCUCUGUUGGCAGACGCCAUUGCUGACAGCUUGUUGAUAACAGGUGGAUGUAACAGCAUAUCGAUGAGCCACAAUGUAGCUCCAUUGGCAGAUACCAUUGAUGACAACGUGUUGAUGGCAGGUGAAUGUGACAGUGGAAAGAUGGGUCAGAAUGUAGCUCCACUGAAGAUGUCACCGUUCGACACUCACGAAUGCUUCGUGGAAGGCGUGCACGCAGUUGUCCAGAGGAUGGCUCGUUAUUCCUCUGAGCCGGUAUUCUACUACCAGUUCACAUUUGUCGGCCCUCUCAGCGUAUUCCCUGAAGGACCAGGUUUUCUGAGUACCGGCGAUGAGGUGGUCCCUGGGAACAUGGGUCUUAAGGACCAGACAGAGGCUCUGCGUUGGGUACAGAGGAACAUAGCGGCGUUUGGUGGAGAUCCAGAUAGAGUAACCAUCUUCGGACAAAGUGCUGGAGGGGCAUCUAUUCAUUACCACAUCCUGUCUCCCAUGAGCAAAGGUCUUUACAAGAAUGCUAUAGCAAUGAGUGGGUCAGCACUAAAUCCGUGGGCAUUUUCUAGGAAUGCAACAGACAGAGCAAUACGGUUUGCUCAACAUUUAGGAUACACAGGGAAAACUUCUAACGACCUACUAAAGUUCCUAAAAGAUGUGGACGCAUACACACUCGUGUUGGACGAAAAGACUGCUCUUUCGGAAGAGGAUAGCAAGAGUUUGUUCCAAUGUGUGUGGGUACCAAGUGCCGAGCCGGAACACGAUGGAGCGUUUCUGACCGAACAGCCUUGGAAACUUGUGUCUGAGGGGCGCUACAAUCUGGUACCUUUCAUGGCUGGCGACACGGAUCUGGAGCGUGUUGCACACACACAGCCUGGAGGACAAUUAUCAACAGAAGCAGCAAUAAAGAAUCUCAACGAAAACUUUGAUGAAAUAGUGGGGAACGAUCUACGACUUCCGACAAAGGAGGAACAACAGGAAGGUGCUGAAUCAAUUAAAAAAUGGUACUACAACGGCAGCGACAUCACGCUGAAGGACAACUACACCACCGCUCUGCAAUCCAACGCCACAGAAGACUUCCAUUUUGACGGAGACCUGGAAGGAGUACGAUGA